This is a messenger RNA of Glossina fuscipes, 2365 nucleotides long. RefSeq lists its product as uncharacterized. The record is from RefSeq and is a predicted model, not a curated record. The coding region runs from base 1641 to 2138 and encodes 165 amino acids. The transcript has 4 exons. Lineage: Eukaryota; Metazoa; Arthropoda; Insecta; Diptera; Glossinidae.
AAAAAAAAAUAUUAUUUCUUUGCUUAAAUUCGUAAGAAAAGUCACGUAAGCUUCAAAAGAAACCAAGUAAAAAUACGGUAGGGAAACAUUCUAGGGUCUCCCAUCAUAUAUCUUACACCACUUUGCUUAAUGCAGCUGUUCAUAUAACGGCUUUUCAAACAAAAAUGUUAGAUGAGGAAUGAUCGAAAAUAUGAUCCGAUCCGAACCGUUUCCAAAGGUGUUCAUCCUUGAUCCAAAGCAUAUCGAUGCACCAAAUUUGAUCAAUAUAUCGCAAAAAUUGCGAUCUGUGCGUUGAAACCAAAAAACUAGGUCGGACAGACAAGUUAAAAUCAAUUCAAUAAAUGAUUUUGAUUCGAUCAUUAGUAUAAAGGGACGAUUUAUCUUAAGUACUUCUGGUUGUUGUUUACACAUCCGCAGAAAAUUAAUAUAAAGUUAUACCACAGGUGGUGUAGGGUGUAAGUAUUUUAUAAAAGUUUCAAAAAAAAUUAUUUUAUAAAAGUUAUGCAAAUUUGUACACUUAACAUUGAAGCUACGUUCCUUCUUCCCAGUAACACUUUAAAUUAGAAUAAAAAGUUUCACUACUCAGCAUUGAGGUUAUGCUUCAAUCCGGCGUUGAGAAAGCAAUGCAAAUUUGAUUACCUAAUAUUGAAAGUACGUCCGUUUUUACUAGUACCACCAUAAGCUGCCUUUUUGCGUAAAGAGAAUAAAAAGUUUCACUACUCAACAUUGAGGUUACGUAUAAAUUCUGUCUUGAGAAAGUUAGAUGUGAUUCUCCAAACUUCUUCAAAAUUGUUUUCGAUACAUACUUUUCCUUACAGCAUUCUAUUCAUGCACAACUCAUAUCAACGUUGAGGUUACGUACGAUCUAUGUGAUGGUUAUACCUAACUAUUGUAAGGGAGUACCACAACAGAAAUUAAAAUUUAUGCAAAAAAUUGAUCCAAAUGACAUCAUGUUUAGUAUUUUAAAGGCUUAUAACUAACGACAGAGUGAAGCGCCUCUACUCUAUCCGUUUUGUCUUUCCGUACGCAAUAUGUAAUUGAGCCUUGCAUGAGUUUUACCGUAAAAUGAGGUGAAGCUCGGUAAGUUUUCUCAUUUGGAAAAAUUUCUUUUUCUUCUGCGGCAUUCCCAUCCCCUUCCGUAUCAAAAUUCAGUGGUUUACACUCCCGGGCAACGAGGUGCCUUUGUUUGGAGAGUAUUCGAGGGUAUCGGGGAUUGUCUGCGUGCAGACUUCCUCACCAAGGUAGUCAGCUACUCAAGAGGUCCCGUACACAACCAUUAGGUUGUCGAAAAGCUAAUGAUAGUGUAGUGUGAUGGAUGGAUUAGUUCUCCUUGUACGAUAAAUCCAGAGGGGUUGGCUUCCCUGGUAGUAUGCGAAUCCAAAAUGCAAGUGUGAAAUUACGGACAAAAUGAUACGCGCAUGCCAAUAAUUCUAAAGCAUACUAUGAACUAAGGAAUCCACGAGGGUCAGAUUGCCUACAAAGUCACGCGGCGACAAAGCCCUGGUUAGGCGGGUAGAGAGGACAACAUUGGUUGAACUGCAGAGCAGUGCUUGCUAAGACCUUCGCUUGCAUAUUGAUAUUCUAUGUGGAAACUUCGCUGGAAAGUGCUGUGCCCAGCGUUAGUACGGUAAAUUAAGAAGAUGGCGAAUCCUCCCUUAAAAUCAUGUUGUUUUUGUCAAUCCCUGCGUAAUGGAUCAAUUAUAUCGGGUCUACUGGCUAUAGUAUUGUCAAUUAUUACAAUUGUCAUUAUUUUUACGACGAGAGUUACAUUCAAAACGAUCAUAUUCGAUUGGGUGCCGCCAAAUAUUGUUAAGAUUAUAUUGGUUAUUAACUUAUGUAUGACAAUAUUAAUAUCAACUUUAAUGAUAAUCGGUGUUAUAAAGCGCAAUCAUUAUCUAAUGAUGCCUUGGGUGGUAUUGGGUAUUAUGAUUGCUAUCGGUCUAUUGGUUUCUGUUAUUUACACUGCCGUUGUCUUUUUCAUUGAUGGCUUCGUAUUAACGGGUGUAUUAUGGCUGGUGUUCGGUUUGAUUGCUUGCGCGAUUUUAACCUAUUGCUGGUGUGUGGUCUACAGUGAAUUCACAAUACUCUCGGAGGAAAAUGAAAGGGGACGUUACAACAAGCAGCCAUAUAGACGUUAAACCGAAUAAGAAAAAAAUAAGUGACGUACUUUUUAUAGAAAUAAUUUAUUUAAAUUUUUUUUUUUUUAAUGAAAAUAAUUUUAAGUUAAUUGCACAGAGAUAUUUCUUCUAACUAAAAGAAUCGAAUUGAAUUUAAUUUUGCAAAUGAAUGUUAGUUUAAUAAGUAACAGUUUUAAUAUACGUAAGCAAUUGCCUUUUUCCUUCUUUUUUUUUUUACUAAGAAAAUA